This is a messenger RNA of Neoarius graeffei (lesser salmon catfish), 1692 nucleotides long. It is a transcript of the gene opn4b, whose product is annotated as opsin 4b. Gene Ontology annotation, molecular function: G protein-coupled receptor activity. Gene Ontology annotation, biological process: visual perception; G protein-coupled receptor signaling pathway. NCBI's taxonomy places the organism in Eukaryota, Metazoa, Chordata, Actinopteri, Siluriformes, Ariidae. The record is from RefSeq and is a predicted model, not a curated record. Gene Ontology annotation, cellular component: membrane. The transcript has 11 exons. Bases 1 to 1692 code for a protein of 563 amino acids.
AUGGCGGGGAGCGGACACACCGAGCAGCCCUGGAACUCCAGCAGCACGGGGCUUCCUGCGCGCACCACCUCGGUGUCUAUGAUUCAGACUCCUCGCCAUCCUUUUCCCACUGCAGAUGUUCCAGACCAUGCCCACUACACUAUCGGCAUUGUUAUCUUAAUCAUUGGCAUCACUGGCAUGGUGGGCAACUUUCUGGUCAUGUACGCCUUCUGCAAGACCCGAAGUCUAAGAACACCAUCCAACAUGUUCAUUAUUAAUCUGGCCAUAACUGACUUCCUGAUGUGUAUCACUCAGACGCCCAUCUUCUUCAUUACCAGCAUGCACAAGAGGUGGAUCUUUGGAGAGAAAGGCUGUGAGUUGUAUGCAUUUUGUGGCGCUCUCUUUGGGAUGUGCUCUAUGAUCACACUAAUGGUCAUUGCUGUGGAUAGAUAUUUUGUUAUCACUCGCCCCCUGGCCUCCAUCGGCAAGAUGUCACACAAGCGUGCCCUUAUCAUCCUCGUCCUAGCCUGGCUGUACACCUUGUGCUGGAGCCUUCCUCCCUUUUUUGGAUGGAGUGCAUACGUUCCAGAGGGCUUGAUGACCUCCUGUACAUGGGACUAUAUGACGUUUACUCCGUCUGUUCGUGCCUACACAAUGCUGCUCUUCGUCUGUGUCUUCUUUAUCCCUCUGUUUGUCAUUAUGUACUGCUAUUUCUGCAUCUUCCGUGCUAUUCGCAACACCACCAGUGCUGUGAAUAAAAUUAAUGAAGAAGGAAGAAUCACCAAAGACUCAAUCAAAAAGUUCCAUCGAUUGAAGAGUGAAUGGAAGAUGGCAAAGGUGGCUCUCAUAGUCAUUCUGUUGUACGUGAUCUCCUGGUCUCCAUAUUCCUGUGUGGCUCUGACAGCAUUUGCAGGUUACGCUGACUUGCUCACCCCGUAUAUGAACUCUAUUCCUGCUGUGAUUGCCAAGGCUUCGGCUAUCCACAACCCCAUCAUUUAUGCCAUCACACAUCCCAAAUACAGAUCUGCUUUAGCAAGAUAUAUUCCAUGUCUGGGUGCACUACUGUGUGUUCGUCAUGGAGAACGCUUGACUAGCAGCAGUUUUAUGUCCACACGCCGCUCCACUGUGACCAGCCAGGUUUCAGAACCCGGCAACAGCAUGCGUCAAAACAACAGGACUCCCCUGUCCUCAGUGUCUGACAGCGAGUCUGCUUUGACGGACACAGAGAUGGACAUGGCGGGUGCUCUUUCCCGUCAGGUGUCGUAUGAAGGCCGUAAAGAGCUGUCUGACUUUAGGCACUGCAGCUCUCUAAAGGUGAAGGUGAGAGGUCGAGAAUCAGGCAGCAUCAGCAGAAGUCCUGUAGAUGCAGGUCUAAACCUCACCGACUGUGUUUACAUCAGCACUGUGUUAGACAAUGAUGACAUCUCCAUGACUGAGGCUGUCCAAUCCAAUCAUCUGCUCUCUACUCCGUGUGUGAUCUCAGAGCAGGCUGAGCAGAAGAAGCUGGCAGCUCCUAUUCCCUGCAUUGUUGUAACCUCCGAGUCUCAUCCUGCUCUCCUGUCUGAUGGGACCAGUGACCAUGCUUCUUCAUGCCUCCCUGGCAUUUCUCCGGUGUCCUCUGUCAGCAUGGAGCCUCUUGUGAUGGACCAAGUGAGCACUUCUCAGGCCUGCAAUAAUACUGCCAACAUUAUCAUUCCUCAGCAUAGAGUCUGA